AUGUGGCAACAAGCUAUGGAUCAGAUAUUGGAAGGAAUUCCCCAUGUGCAAUGUAUCCUUGAUGACAUGAUCAUAUCUUGUGAAACCGACCAAGAGCAUCUUGACAACCUAGAAGAAGUUCUCAGUCGACUUAGUAAACAUGGUCUCAGAGCCAACAGCAGUAAGUGCGAAUUCUUCAAAGAAAGAAUCGAGUUCUGUCGUCAUGAGAUCAGCAAGCUAGGUCUGCACAAGUCCCAACAGAAAGUGAAUGCUGUGAUAAAUGCACCACGUCCCGAAAAAGUUUCCCAAGUUCGUUCCUUUGUUGGUCUUAUUAAUUAUUACCACAAUUUCCUUCAAAACCUUUCUACCUUACUUCAACCACUAAACCAGUUGCUCGAAAAAGAGAGACGGUGGAAAUGGACCUCGGAAUGUGAGCAAGCUUUUCUAAAAGCAAAGGAGUUAAUUGCAUCCGAGGAAGUCCUUGCACAUUAUGACCCUCAACGCCCAAUCAAGUUAGAAUGCGAUGCAUCUCCGUAUGGGUUGGGGGCAGUUUUAACACAAGCCAUGGGUGAUAAUACUGAACGACCAAUAGCUUAUGCUUCAAGGUCCUUUACAAAAACUGAAAAACAUUUAUAUUUUGUUAACAAUGUUACGUGGGGAGAGAUGUGGUGUAUGACCCAUGAUGCUUUGGGGUCAUCACCACGAGGCAUGCAGUUGUUUUGA
Messenger RNA from Paramuricea clavata, 702 nucleotides. The record is from the annotation of a GenBank genome assembly. Lineage: Eukaryota; Metazoa; Cnidaria; Anthozoa; Malacalcyonacea; Plexauridae.